Molecule: messenger RNA, 2944 nt
Organism: Chelonia mydas (Green sea turtle)
Lineage: Eukaryota; Metazoa; Chordata; Testudines; Cheloniidae
Gene: SFT2D3
Product: SFT2 domain containing 3
Exons: 1
Coding region: 144-788 (214 amino acids)
Biological process (GO): vesicle-mediated transport
Cellular component (GO): membrane
Source: RefSeq, a predicted model, not a curated record
CCCGCCGGUCGAGCUCUAGGGAGACGCCCAGUAACCCGGAUGUGGCUGCGCUUCCUUGAGGGCAGCGAAGAGCGACGUGUCCCAUUGGUGCUGGCGUUCAGAUCCGGGUCUUUCCCCGCCUGUUGCUACCCUCCCCCUCCGAGAUGGCGGAGCUGAACCGGCAGUUGCAGGAGUACCUCGCUCAGUCGAAGGUCGGCCCCGGCCCAGCCGUCCCGAGCGCCUCGCGGCCGACCCCGGAUGCAGCUGACGCCGAAGGGGGGACGUGGCUGGGCCGGCUGAGCCCCUUCUUCGCAGGCCGCUCCUCCUCCUCGCCGGCUGCCGGCUCGUGGCCCUGGGCGGCCGAGCCGGACCCCUGGCUGCCGGGGCUCUCCCGCUGGCAGCGGCUGGUGGGGAGCGGCCUGUGCCUGUUGCUGGCCGCGCUCUGCUUCGGCCUGGCCGCGCUCUACGCGCCGCUGCUGCUGCUCCGCGCCCGCAAGUUCGCGCUGCUCUGGUCGCUGGGCUCGGCCUUCGCUCUGGGCGCCGCCGGCUUCCUGCGGGGGCCGAGCCGCCUCCUGAGGAAGCCCAGCCGCGGCUCCGUGCUCUACCUCGGCGCCCUGGCCGGCACCCUCUACGCCGCGCUCGGCCUGCGCAGCACCCUGCUCACCGCGCUCGGGGCCGCCGCCCAACUCGCCGCCAUGGCCGGCUGCCUGCUCGCCCUGCUGCCCGGGGGCCCCGCCGGCCUGCGCUACCUCGGCGGCCUCCUGGGCGGCUUCGUGCGCCGCCGCGUCUCCAAAAGCUUGCCCGUGUGAGGGCGCGGGGCGGCGUGCGCCGAGCAGACCCGGAUGCGGGGUGAGGGCUGCGGACCCCGUCCCAUCCCCGGGCUGGAUCUUUGCUGCUGUCCCAUGGGGCCGGUCGCCCGUCUCGGCUGCCCAGCAGGGCAGACGCGGCUCUCUGGCUGGGCAACAGCCUUUCUGAAUAUAGGGCCUUGGGCUAGCAGCAUCCCGGCCGCGGCUCGCACGGCUGUCUCCGAGGGACAUGCGGCUCCGAGUCCCUAUCGGGGCGUGGGUGUCCUGUUGCUCGGGGGGGCAGGAGGUGACUGAGCGACAAAGCCGGGGCGGUUCUUCCCCUCCCCCCCGGUCCUGGUCCUAUUGAAGGCAAGUUUUUCCUGCACAACCGGUACGCUGUGGUGAGGGAGGAGGUACCUGGGAGCUGCGCUCUGUGCAUGCGCCUCCUGAGGACGCGGACCUGUACAAAGACACUUGGCUGUAAGGCGCAGAAGCUACUUGGGAAAGGUCAGGAAAAACGACUCGAACUUGACAGUUAACGUGGACAACAGACAAGAAACCGACCAAAGGAGGGAAGAUUUUUGCUUCUCCAAGGACCAGUGUUAAUGGGGCUGUGAAACAAUUUUUCUCCCUAACUAUGAACAGUGCAACUAAAAUCCUAAAGCUGCAACUGUGACUAUAUGUUGUUGUUGUUUUGUUCUUUUACUGUAUUCACGUGUAACACUUCUUUGUGCCAUCAUUCCCAGUCCUAUCUCAGUAUAGGCUUUGCCUUAUCAAUGCAAAAUGAACUUUGUAGCAGUAUCCUGGAGUCUGUGUCCUGUUAUGGGUGAUAGGAUGAUCAGAUUCCUACAUAAAGUGUAGGACCGCAGGGCUGAUAUUCACACUUUGAAGUGGCCUGUAAGAAUACAGAGCCAAGCAUAUUGUCUAUACUAAACUCUACCCAUAGUAUAAUGCUUUUGUUAUACUCCAGAGCCUUGCAGGAUUCACUCCCUCUUGGGAUGUACUGAUGCCAGGUGCCUCCUAGAAAAAUCUGUUGUGUAUAGAUACCCAUAAAACUUCAAAGAAAGUUGGGUGUAUCUAUAGAGCUCCUGUUUUCGGAGCUUAUUUACGGAUGUUUGUUUUUAGCAAUUUGAAUUCUAUGUAGAUGUCCAAUAAUUUGGGGUGGGAGUUGGACUUUUUUUGUGAAUAUACUGUAAUGAGAAAUCUCUUUAUUUUUCCCUAUUGUGUUUUAAUGUAAUACUACUUCAGAUAGCACUACUCAGAGUGUACUAAGGAACCUUUUAUGUACCCUAGCACGGUCUGUGAGACCUGUUUAAUACACAACAUAUGUACUUUAGAAAUCACACACCUGUAGUCCGCAUUACUGCUGUGUUGACUAGCCCUUAAACACAAGUUAACCAUAUCCUGUAUUGACUGGAUAAAUACUGACUUUUUUUUGUAGCAGGGGUUUUAUUGGUUAAAACCUAAAAUCAGAAGCUGUAGGUAUAUAUUACCACAAAUGUUGUUUCGUGACAUCUUUGCAACUGUAGUCUGAUAUAAAGAGUCAAAAUGUAGUGAUCAAAUGUAAUUGCAGUAAUCUUGGAGUGGCUUAUGAUAGUCCAGUGAAUGUUGAGAUACCCAUUCUAUUUAACUGUCUUUUUAAAAAAAAAAACAAAAAAAAACCCUUCAAAAUAUUGAAAACAACAUCCUUUAACAAGUAGCAUUCAUAGAGGUUGUGGAUCACAGUCAUAUCCUUUGACAAGCAAGGGUAUACCUCUUAUGUAGGGAAUCAUGAAAAGAGUGAAAGCAUAUCAUAAGAAAUUUCAGUCAAAUCAUAGAGAUCAUUUUAGUUCUUUGCAGUAAGGCUGCCAGAAUGGUGCUACACUAGCUUUUGCCUCCAGAGCUGCAGGGUCAGUUCCUGAAGUCCUUGCUCAAGCAAACUCCCUAGCCCCUUGGUUCUAGGAGUUGGGCAGGUAGUGCUUAUUUAGCAGUGAUGUUUGUAGCCUGACCUGGAGAAAUAGAUUGGCUAGUAGAGGCGGGGCAUAUUGCAGAAAACAUGCUUGAGUAUUAUUGGAUGCUACUUAGGAAGAGAUUAUCUUAAUCUAUUUAAUAUUUGCACAGAACUAAAGUAAAUGAAUGCUUAAUUUAGCAAAUUAUGUACAAUAUUUAUAACUUUAAUAAAAUAUAUUUUUAUACCAAAA